This is a messenger RNA of Branchiostoma belcheri (Belcher's lancelet), 1534 nucleotides long. Its product is annotated as la-related protein 1-like. NCBI's taxonomy places the organism in Eukaryota, Metazoa, Chordata, Leptocardii, Amphioxiformes, Branchiostomatidae. The transcript has 7 exons. Bases 785 to 1534 code for a protein of 249 amino acids. The record is from RefSeq and is a predicted model, not a curated record.
UUGCCUAUCAAGGAAACGCUGUUGUUGUGAAACAUGUAUAUCAUGUAGCUCCGUUUAGUAGGCGUUGCCAAAAAACGCACGCGGCCACAUGACAUCAUAACCGCACAUGCGCCGUAGCGGGGUCUCCUGUUCUUUAAUGGCGGCGUAUGGGAUAUGGUGUGCCUGCUGUCCUGUUUUCUCCGUCAUGUUUCCGCGCUGUUACCCCUCGUCCACACCUCACAGUUUGCCUCAGUGAAGAGGUAACAUCAGAGAAACAUUUGUGACAGAGAAGACUGCUCUCGCGGAGACAUCCCGCCAGUUAUCGAACGCAGUUCGUUCCACGUGGUGGACGACCGGCCAACUUUUCUUCCCAGAUCGUACGUACCGCACACUUAUUGAGUCGUGCUGUCGGGUUCACAGGUCAGUUUGAAGAGUCCGUGUUUUUGCCACGCAGGAGAAACACGCCAGAGAAGCGGUUCUGGGUUUUCGUCCGCAACUGCGAGCCGAUUUGUGGACGUAGCACCUUGGGUUGGCAGCAGUUUCCGACAACAACAGCGGCUGCCCCGCAAGGGUCGAAGGAACGUGGCCGUUGCACGUUGUACGUGCUGACGUGCCAGAGGUUCCAUAUUGAAAGUUCUUUUGGAUUUUCCACCGUCCAUACGGUAAGGACACCAUCAGAACACUCAACCGCACUUUACAGCAGCGUGCACCCGAACCUUGUAUUUUAAGGAGGUGAUCGGUGGCCAGCUGGGAAAGAUUUUAAGCGUUUAUUGCCGACUUAGUCGUGAUAUCGGCGUAUCAGGAUAUGGCGGCUGAAGUGGCCAACCAGCCAGCGUUCAGCGGUCCUCAACAGACUAGAGAGCCCGUUUCUCCUAGAAAUGUGCAAGAGGGCGGUCAGGGAGACACAACAAACAGUACUAGGACUCGUUCAGAAUCUCUGGAAACGGAGAGAAGACAGCCAGCGUCCCCGGGACCCGCACAAGCCGAGGGAGAGACGGACAGAGAACAGGAUGCAAACUCAGCAGACACAAAGGUCGAAGUAUCUAAACCUAAGGAAAUCGUAGCCGCUCCGCCACCUAAAGUCAACCCAUGGACGAAAAACAGGACAUCAGAAAAACAGCAACAGCCACCGCCUAAACAGCCACAGAAAAGUCCCGGAGCUCCAGUCGUACACAAAACACCCCCAAAGCCAAUGGUAGUCAAAGCAGCCAACAGCAAGUCUGAAAAGGCCAGUGACUUCACUGACAUCACCAACUGGCCCACUCCUGGAGAGCUGUGCCAACAAACCACACCUAAGGAGAAAGUGGAGAAAGACAAGGAGGUGGCAACUGCUAUGAAGUCUCCUGUAUCAAAGAAGCCAGAGAAGGAUAACACCAGUGACGACUCACUGAAGGAGAACAAACACAACGGCACCCCAGUAACUCCAGGCUGGCGGUCGGAGGGCCCGGGGAGCGGCGGGGGCGGGUACGGGCGCGGCUACCGGGGGGGCUCGGAGAGGGCGUGGCAGGGGACGGGGAGGGCGAGGAGGCCGAUACAGCAGCAGCAGGGCCUAUGA